UAGGGAAAAAAAGAGACUUAAAGCAAAUGCUCUUGAUGAAAACAUGCAAAAUAUGCCUGACCAUUGUGCAGGUGCACAGAUAAAACUGGAAGUUCAUGAAGAGGACAUCGAUGUUAAGCCAGUUGAAGAUGAAAUCCAUGUGUUCAAUGAGCCGUUCCCAAUGGACAAUGACGACAUUAAUGAAAUGCCGCAAUCAACCAACAAAUUGCCAAUUGCCUCCACAGCUGAUGAAUUAAAAAACAUAAAACUUGAGCUGCAAAAUGUGAAUAGAAAGUUGCAAAAUCUGACAAAGAAACAGGAUUACAUACUGCAAGAGCAGAGGGAAUUGAAAGUAGCUGUGACUAAAAUGAAUUUGCUAUUGAAAAUGAGUUUGGGUAUAAAAACAGAUGAGUUUGCCCACUUGUUUCCGCUGCAUGAUGAAGAAAGUCUGCAAUUAAUAGAAGAUCAGCUGCAAUCCGAGAAGAGACAAAGUAUCAUCACAUUAAUGCGUAAGCUCAUAUGCAGCAAUAUUGUUGAGAACUUUUCAAAAAUAUUCAGUGAUAAAUUGAUCUUUUCACACAAUUACGAGGGCAUUCAGAACAAGAAACCUAUUAAGAUUUAUGAAAGCUUCUUGCUUGGCCUUUUUGAAGCUUCUGAACUGCAGACACAUGAAGAAUUUGUUAUGAGUAUUAGAUCUUCAUUUAAGAUCAACAAAAAUAGAAUACAUAAAAGACGUUCACGGCAAAUCAACAAAACUAGCAGCUAA
Molecule: messenger RNA, 745 nt
Organism: Drosophila hydei
Lineage: Eukaryota; Metazoa; Arthropoda; Insecta; Diptera; Drosophilidae
Exons: 5
Coding region: 44-745 (233 amino acids)
Source: RefSeq, a predicted model, not a curated record